Molecule: messenger RNA, 2564 nt
Organism: Panonychus citri (citrus red mite)
Lineage: Eukaryota; Metazoa; Arthropoda; Arachnida; Trombidiformes; Tetranychidae
Product: ras association domain-containing protein 8-like
Exons: 5
Coding region: 97-1842 (581 amino acids)
Biological process (GO): signal transduction
Source: RefSeq, a predicted model, not a curated record
CUUUGUUGUUUUUCUUAAUCAAUUUCUUUGUUGAUGGUGAAUUAGAUUAGUUAAUUGGUUAAAAUUAAUUUCUUUUUGUUUUAUUUUAACUGUGCCAUGGAUUUUCGAGUUUAUCUGGAUGGUGCUCAGCGAAUUGUUUCCGGUGUCACUCUUGAAACCACAUGUAAAGAUAUCGUUUUAUGUUUGGCUCAAUCUACACAACAAUUUGGUAAAUUUAUCUUGGUUGAGAGAUGGAGAAACAAUGAGAGACUUUUGAAUCCUAAUGAACAUCCAAUUAAAUUACUAAGUCAAUGGGGAGAUUAUGCUUCUGAUGUAAUGUUUAUUAUGAAAAGAUGUGACCAACCUUUGAAUGAGAUGAAUGCCAAGUUACCUACUUCCGUUAAUCCAAAUCAUUUACAGUUACAAAAUCAAAUUAUCCAACAACAACUUCAACUUCAACAGCAGCAACAACAACAACAACAACAAUCAAGACAAUACCAGUCAAAUGAUUCUAAUUCUAUUGCAACCAGAGUCAAUCAAAACAAUCGAAUUGAGGGUAAACAAUUGAUGCCAACAACCAAUUUAAAUGUGGAAAAUCAUGAUCACUAUGGAACUUAUUUAUCACAAAAACAUGUUUACCACCAAGAAGACAAGUUGAUCAAUACGCCCAACAAAUCAAUUCCCUCAACACCCUUAAGCCAAAAUUCUAUGCCACCGGAACUUCCAACUGAAGUUGAAUCGGACUAUGGUACCAAUCAAGCUCUCAAAAGACCAAAGCAUCCACCACCUUAUUACGAAGCUAUAACUAAAAGUGCAUUGUUGCGAUCAUCACCUUCCGAUCCUGUCUCAGAAUCUGGUCCGGAAGCAUCUGGACUUAAUGGACACCAGUGGUCGAAGGAAGAAACUCCAAGCUUAUCCAAAUGUUCCAAAGAAACCAAUCGAUGUUCAAAUUGUGAAGAUGAAGAUGUUAGCCAAAGGACCCUCAAACUUAGUCGAAACCCUGAGGAAUCUAGAACGAAGCAAAUCUAUCGUCCAGACGAAACUAAAUCAUCGGAUGUCAAAUUAUCAAAUUUACAAAAAGAUACACUGAAUGCCAAUAAUCGCCAAAUACUUGAAAUAACAUCACCAGUUAGCUAUUGGGACUCUAAAUAUCGAUCUCCUAGUGUUCAACCAAAUCGACAAGAUGUCAUGAAUGAAAACCGAAGAAUCAAUGAAAGAUCAUUAGACAUUCGGCAAGAAUCAAUGAACAACAUGGUUUCCGAUGUAACCAAUGAAGAAGAAGAGGAAGAGAUGGUCAGACUUUAUAUUGAAAAUAGAGGUGUAGAAAUAGAUAAAAGUAAGUUAAGAGUCCAGUUGUCCGAAAUAGAGAAUCAAAUUACUGAUUGUCGUCACAGUAUUGAACAUCUUAUGGAUCAAAUCAACCAACUCAAUCUCCAAAAAGAAGAAGAAGAAAUGUUAAAGCGAAGGGAAGAAGAGAAAAUAAAAGCUCAGCUGAUAGAAAUGACCAAAGAGAAAAGAAUGGAAUUCGAACGUCAGUCCGAACAAUUCAGAAUAGUGGACUCGGAACUUAAAGAAUCCGAUGAGAUGCUCAAAGAGCGAAUAAAAAAGAUAGAAAAAAUUCUUCAUGAUCUUAAGGAAACUAAUCUUCAGGGGCUCAAUUUACUGCCUAGAGAUGAACUUUUUUCCAAAAACAAUCCACAAAUGAAGACUUCUCAAAGUCAUGUAAUAAUUAAUCCAGAUGCAAGAAAUUCAUUCCAAGCCAAACAACAAAGACCCGGAAGCACAAGGAAAAUGUUUGUCCCACCACGAGAAUUGAAAAACGCCGUUGCAACCAGUAAAAAUCCUCACGGAGUUUGGGUUUAAAUGUUUACCUCCGUUUUCAAGUUAUCCAAUUUAAUAUCUUCCAAAGACAAAGAAAUUUAAAAUUCUGCUAAAUUAAUUAGCCUUCUCCGUCCAAAGUUAAACCUUUCAUCAAAUUGACCAUUUCCACCUUACCCACAACAAUUGAGCCCUUUCUAAUUUACCUCAGCUCUAAUAAUUAAUUUUAAUCAUUUUCGAUUUCUUUAUAAACAUAGACAAUAAUGAUGAGGCUCUUUUUAUACACUAACCAAAGGUUUCUCUUUGUUAAUUAACUACUUACAAUAUCUUUUGCACAUAGAAUUCACCUUAAUUUUGUUUUAAUCAAUUUGUUCACAAUUAACUUUUUCUUCCAGCGUUAGACUAACAAUAGCUGAUUCAGUUUAUCAAAUUGAAUCAUGUGAUAUAUUCUAGACAAUUAAUUUUAAUCAAAUCUAGUUACCACUAAUUGCGGUUUAACCUUUUUCCAUUUCUUUUCCAAAUCUCUUUCACCUCUAAACCCAUCCACUGACAAUCACAGUCAUUAACUUAUAAAAAUAGAGACAAAAUCAUGUUAAUCAUUUCGUGUAUCACCAAACAAUCAAAUUAACACUUUGAUCACAACGAAAGCAAUUUCACUGAUUGAUUGACAAUCUAUUAAUAUUUAUAACUCCACAAAAACCCAUUUAUAAAUCACCUCACCAAUCAAACAAUAAUUAACUAGAAAAUUAAAUUCUAUUAAUUCUCAA